AAGUGCUUUCUUUCGGUUCGGCUGUUGCCACAGCAUUUGUCGCAUCCACAGCUAACGGCAAGUGCACCUCGUCAUCGUAAUAAAAUACAAAAAAAAAAAAACAAGAAAAACAUCCAAAAGCAAGCAAAUACCACAAGUGGUGGUUCACUUAUGAGUUGAGAUCUUUCGAACAAAGUUCUGAUUCUGAUGCGAAUUAGAAAUGGCGGCAGCAACUUUGGCGCUAAUUGAGUUGUUGUUGUUACCGAUGGCGUGCAAAGGCGCAACAACAAAUCCUACAACAACCGUUUGAGGCGGCAACGGGAAGCUAGAAAAGUAACGGUGCUCUACCACAACCACAAGCGCGGAAUUUUUUUUGGCGAGCAACAGACACCCAUACGCACGCACACACCACGCUCUCUUGCAGGAGAGAGAGAGAGAGAGAAAGCGGUAGAAAGUAGGAGCCUGCAAUAUGGAAGACCUAUUCCUGCUAAUUAUCAAAGAAUCAACGGGCACCAAACACAAUGCGUUGCGGCAAACGGCGCAAAUAGCUUACGAUAAACUGUACCGCCAGCAUGGCAUCCAUCGGGAUCCGUCCCAUGAGCUGCGCUCCGUUUGCUUCACUGCCCUGCAGAUGGCGCUGGACACCAAGCGACCCAAGUUCAUCACUAUGGGUCUGAAUGGCCUCCAUCGCGUAAUCAAGGACGAGCGCUUCUACAUUGGCUUGGAGCCAGAGGAUGACUCCGUAUGGCUGCCCUCCCAGCUGCUCCGCGCCACCAACGGCAUCCUCCCGUCGACUAGCAGCGAGGACACGGUGGUGAAUGUCCUACGGCUCUUCCUGGCCAUGGCCUGUUCCCCGGCCUGCACCCUCAACGGACGCCUGCUCAUCGAAAUCCUCUCCAGGUGCGGCGAGUGCUGGGAGAUGGGCUCGAGGGCCACUAAGGCUGCCUCACUGGCUGCCGCCUCCCAGUGCCUGCGCACCUUCUGCGCCUUCCUCAUCGAGGAGGCCGAGGAGGUGAAGAAGACAGCUCCCGCCGGCCUGAUGACCCAGACCCAGGCCUCCGCCGUCUACAACGAGGUGAUACCGGUGAUGCAGUGGCUCUGCAGUCGCCUGGUGGAGCCAAAUGUGAACACAUCACCGAACAAGAAGAGCGAGAAUCCCAGCUCCCUGUACCUAACCGAGUGCAUCCUCACCCUGAGCUCAGCCUUGCCCCGCAACGUCCAUGCCAAUCCGCACUUUACCUCCUUCCUCUGGCAGAAGUUCUGUCCCACACUGGCGGCGGCACUGGGAUCACCCGGAAGGAUCAAUCUCGACAAGAAGUUUACCUAUAAGGACGCCCUCCACAUGAUCGAGAACGAAGCCCGCGGCUUCUUCACGGGUCCUGGCUUGGACGGUCCCCAGGCUCGUUGUGUUUAUCUCACGGCCAUCCAGUUGCUGCGCAUCGCUGGUGCCCAUGGCUCCCUGCGUCCCAUGCUGGAGGCCCUCUUCCACCGGAUGCUGCUUCUGCCGGCGCCACAGAACCGCACAGAACCCCUCCGCUGCGUGCGCGAGAUCUUCAAGAGUCCGGAGCGCCUCAUCGAUCUGGCGGUUAUACUCUAUGUGGACAAGAACACAGCCCAAGGAUGCAGCGAUGAAAUGGCCCUUUUCCGGCUCUUGGUGGACGCCAUGGAGGAGUGCGCCUACGGAACCGGCGGAGUAGGUGGCGCCACGGAGGCCAGCCUGCAGGCCAGUGUGGAGUGUAUGGUGGCUCUGCUGGACAGCUUGCAGGUGCUCUGCACUGGAGAGCUGACCGAGUCGAUGAUCAGCGACCAGAUCGUCCAGGUGGUGAACGGACGGCAUGAGCUCCUCAAGGAUGCGGACUACUCUGGGCCACUGACCUACCAGAGCAUGGCCCGGCUGCCGGCUCCCUACCGAGAUGCGAUCGUAGAGUUCCGACAGAACGUGUUCGAGACUUCGUCGGGAUCCGAGAGCGAAGGUGAACCACCACAUGAGCAGGAUGCGGCCUCCAUCGGCUCGGGAGACACCGAAGGACCCGAGGACGAUGAUCCUAGCAGCUCCAGUGACGAGACCUCGCGCGUGGAGAACCGCUGGCCGUACUCGCACCUGGAGGCGCCGGUGAUGCCCAUCCGGACGGACAGCGACAAUGAUAGGCAGCAUGCCAGGGACUUCGCUCGUGCCCUGCGACAGGACCUGGUCCCAAAGCUGCUCCGUCUUCGGAGCUGCGUGGAGAUCGACGAGGCCAUGCAAGAGUUCGCAUCGGCGGUGUGCCAGGAGAACAGCAUGAACUUCUCGGACUUCGAUUACAACCUGACGGCCAUAAAUGCCGAUGGCAUCUACCUGGCCAUUUAUUCCUCGCUCCUGCUCAGCCUGCAGCUGAUGCGGGCCGGCUACUACGAGCAGGUGGCCUCGGGCAUGGCCCACAAGGACAUCCUGGUGCCGAUGUCGGAGCAGCAGUUCGUGACCUCGGUGCAGAACACAGGAGUGCUGGUCUACCUCUCCUCGCCAUGGCUAUGCGAACUCUACCAGUCGGUGACCGUGUGCAACGUCCUGGAGGCCAUGUCGCGCCAGCAGUUGGACGGAAUCGGGCCACGGUGCGCCCUGGUCGAUAUGCUGUGCGAUGCUGGAGGAUUGGGUGCCACCCAAAUGCUCUCCGAGUGGCAGCGCCUGCAGACAGCCACCGUGAAGCACAAGGAGGAGGAGCAGCAGCACGACAAACGCCGGGAGGCUGCCAAGAAGCUGUGCCGCCGGCUGCUCACCUGUUGCUGGGACUCGAUGGUGAUUGUGCUGAGCUCCGGCUUGGGUGAUCUCCAGACCAGCUCCGCUUCCAACAAGCUGGUGGCGCUCUCCAAACGCACACUCCGGGUGAAGGCCAAGGCGAACAAGUCCAACGGCGAGGCGCUGUACGCCAUGUGUCUGGAUGGACUCCAUUCGGCGGCCACUUUGAGCAACAACCUCAACCUCCAACACCUGGCCGGUAAGAUCCUGAAUCUACUGGCCUCCAAUGUCUGCCAGACCACCGGGCCCCGCAUCUCCGCCAGCCAGGCCAUGUCCAUGGACGUGGUGCUCACUGGUGGCCUCAAUCUGGGCAGCUACAGCGCCGACUGCUGGCCGAGCAUCUUCGCCGUGUGCCGUCAUGUCAGCCAACUGGAGCACGAAAUCUUCAGCAUGCAGAAUCCAUCCAUAUCGGGAUCCUCGCCGGGAAGCAGCCGCCGCGACCUGGAGACUGGCGAGAAGCUGAGCAACGGCAAUGCCCAGGACAAGCUCAAUCUCUCCUCCAUACCCAUCGAUGAUGAUGAGACCUGUGUGGAUGUGUACAGCUUCCUGCAGGCACCUAUGCAGAGUCCCAACACGAACAUCACCUCCAUCCUGAAGGUCUACUCCGGCACCAACGAGACGGUCCUACUCAGCCAGAGCGACACCUCCAAGGUGCUCUGUGCCUUGUCACACCAGGCGGAGAACCUCUUUGGCGACGCCGCCGAACGUCUCAGUCUGCCGUCGUUGUGCCAGUUCCUGAAGCAUCUGUGCCGCGCCUCGCGGGAGCAACUCUACAAAAGCCAGGUGGCGCGCAAAGGCAGCCGCAUCUGGUGGCCCAGCAAGGGCUGGAAGAAGCUGGACUCGCUGCCCAUGUCCCUGCUCCUGCACAGGAUUGGCGAUGUGACUCUCAAGGUUUUCCGCAGCUCUCGACCGCUGCUCCAUGUGCUCAAGGUCUGGGCCAUCACUGGACCGCAUCUGAUGGAUGCUGCCUGUCAUCGGGAUAGGAUGAUCUCGAAGCGCGCCAUUGAAUAUAUCCACGACAUCAUCACGGCUCUCCUAGUGGAGCAAUCGGAGCUGCCGUAUUUCCACUUCAACGAGGCCCUCCUGAAGCCAUUCGAGAACCUCCUCAGCAUGGACACGGACGUGGAUGUGCAGGACCAGAUCGUGGCCUGCCUGUACGAGGUGGUGGAGGCUCAUCGCACCGAAAUCCGCUCCGGGUGGAGGCCGCUGUUUGGAACCCUGAGGAACGCCCGCAGUCGGAUGCUAAACAUGAGCAACAUCAUCGACAUUUUCCGGGUAUUCCUGGACUCGGAUAACACUUUGGUAUUCGCCAAUGCUGGGCUGGAUUGUAUCCUCUGCUUGCUAUCCUACUUGGAGAUCUCUGGCGGAGGUAAUAACAACAACAAUAACAACUCCUGUCCAGGUGGAAGUGCCGGAUCUGGAUCCAAUCAGCAAGAGGAGGACAACACGUUCCGGCCAACGGACUUCCUGCACGAGACGCUGCGAUUUUUGGAGCGAUGCUCCAGUAUUUUGGGAUUCAUGCACAGCAUGCCCAAGUGCCCCAACUUCCAUUCGACGUACAAGAUCAAGGGCAUAUCCUAUACCCACAUAAUCGAUGCCAACAUCCCCAGUUCCAUGGAGAACUUUACGUACUUCGGAAACGACUAUCUCCAGACGCGGAAUGAGCAGUAUAUGAUCUCCUAUCGGUCGCUACAUAUCGACAAGGACACCAUUGUGAAGAUCGACGAGAUGGACAAGCCGUCGGGUGUGCUGAAGGUGUGGUUCCUGCUCCUGGACGGACUCACCAACUCGCUGAUUGUCUGCCCCUACUCCCACCAGGCGCCCAUCCUGCAGACGAUCUUCAAGCUCUUCAAGAACCUCCUCGCCAGUCCGGGCAUUGAUUUUGGGUUCUACUGCAUCAACCACCUGCUGGUUCCGAUGAUCCAGGACUGGCUGAGGUACAUCAACAAGACAGGCGCCUCCUGGCAGCUGGUGGAGAAGAACUUCAAGCACUGCUGCUGCAUGACCACGGAUCUGGUGGUGGAGUUCAUCGAGAAAUCAGUGCCGGAGCAGCGUCGCUUGGGGGCGGGAACUAAGACGCGUCUGGCCCAGAUCGUUCAUCCGGCGGAUAACUUGCUGUACUCCAAGCUGAAGUUUGUCACGGAGAGGAUAGAGCGGGAGCAGCAUCAUCUGCAGAAUGGCCAGGAUCCGGCCUACGGGCAGCAGUACGAUAGCAGUUCCAGUUCCGCCAGUUCCGAGGAGCAGCAGAAGGCCGGGGCAGGAGGAGCUGGCAACCUAAUGGAGUCACCCACCAAGAUCUCCGGCUCGGCCACGCUGGCACUCAAGCAACUGCUCCUCGUACUGAUCGAGUGUGCCGCCCAGUCGCAGGAGGCGAUUGCCAGGAUAUCGGUGUCCUGCCUCAAGCACGUCAUCCUCUCCACGGGCAUGCUCUUCAACGAGUCCCAGUGGAUGAUAGCCUGCUCGGCCAUCCACAGAGCCUGCACCGUGACGAUUGCUCCGCUGCGUCAGCUCUCCUUCGCCUUCCAUGAGAAGUCCAACAGCUUCUACGGUGACUGUGCCAACGUCAAGGUGGCAGCCCGCAGGGACAGCACCCUGGAGGAGCUGUCCAGGAUCUACGCACUGGCCCAGCAGGUCUUCCUGUCGGACAAUCAGAGGGAGCCGGGUCAGGGCCAGGGCCAGGGUCAGACCGGCUCCACGCCGAGUGGAUCGUGCAAGCUGUCGGACGACAGGAGCUACUCCUUCCUGCUCUAUCCCCUCAACAAUGGCUUUAACUCGAACCUGGACAACUUCGUGAUACGGAUACCGUUCAAGAACCUGGUGGUGGGCCUCCUCGCCAACCAGAUGCUGCUCCAGCUUGUGGCCAAGCUGUUGCUGUCGCGACUGAAGUGCGUGCCCCAGGCGGUGUCCACCUGCAUCUUCGAUAACUACGCCGCCUCGGCAUCGGCGCCCAGUCACGACUACGACCUGGACUUCCGCUCCAAGGAGAUCCUGCUGCGCUGCGUCAAACAGUACUUGAUGUCCGCCCUGGAGUUCGACUCGCGACCCGGUCUAAAGUUCCUCAUGCAAAAGGUCUCCAACAUCGAGUAUGCCGCCAAUCUGUACAAGCAAAUGACCUCCUCCUGGAUGAUCUACUACAUUGCCCUGGUGGACUCCCACCUGAACGACAUUGUGGUCUACAAUCUGGGCCCCGAGGACCUCAACUUUAUCCUGGAGUCGUGCUCGCGCCUCAACACCACCACCGUGAAGAAGAAGGAGAACUUUGUGAGGUAUCUGUUCUGCCUGCAGGAUGCCUGGAACCUGGUCUGCGAACUCUACCUGAGCAAUUCGGCUCUGCACGACAUCGAGACGGGAUCCUCCGGCAAACUGCGCCAGAAGCCGCCGCCACUGCAGCCCCAUUUGGCGCACAAGCCCAUGUGCAUCUCCCUGAAUGGUAACGGAGAUGCCGAGAUGACUGAUUCCGGCUCGGGAUCGGGCAGCAAUCCAUCGCCGACCAAGUGCGUCCAGCUGCAGGAGGAGGAGAACAUAACGAUGACCACGCUGAUCAGUGAGUUCCAGCCCAAGUGCCGGAACAAUCCGUUUGACACCAACCGCCAGGCCAAGUCCUCGGAGGCCGAGUCCAUAUCACCGGAAAUCGAACAGCAACGAGCGAGCAGUAUCCUCAAGGAUUCCAAUUACAAGAGGGCCGCCCUGGCCCAGCUGGUGGUGGCGUCCAUGGAGCUGUUGCGCUCCCUGCCGGCCGAGGCCGAGGAGAACCUCAAGCUGCUGAUGACGCCGACCAUAAGAGAGGCGUUCCGACUCGUCCAGCUGCAGGGAAAUGAGUUGAAGGUCAACCAGUUUUAGGCCAUGCUUGUUGAGUUUUAUUUUGAUCUGUAGGCGCAGCCCCUGCCCCUACCAAGGAUUCCAUAUCCCACUCCUGGUCCUGGUCCUUGAUUCCUGAUACCU
Messenger RNA from Drosophila bipectinata, 6694 nucleotides. RefSeq names its product brefeldin A-inhibited guanine nucleotide-exchange protein 3. Gene Ontology annotation, molecular function: guanyl-nucleotide exchange factor activity. NCBI's taxonomy places the organism in Eukaryota, Metazoa, Arthropoda, Insecta, Diptera, Drosophilidae. The record is from RefSeq and is a predicted model, not a curated record. Gene Ontology annotation, biological process: regulation of ARF protein signal transduction.